Messenger RNA from Oikopleura dioica, 1668 nucleotides. The record is from the annotation of a GenBank genome assembly. NCBI's taxonomy places the organism in Eukaryota, Metazoa, Chordata, Appendicularia, Copelata, Oikopleuridae.
AUGAUCUGGGUGAUAGCCCUGCUCCCUUUUCUCGGGGCAAUAAAAAUCCCUUCCAAAGAAGAAAGGGAGUCCUACAAAUGCCUCGCCUCUGCGGAAUGCGUCAAAACCUACCUGGAAAAUGAAAACAAACUCCUCGGCCUCAAAAAGCAAGGAGGCCUUCCAGCAGGAGCUCCACCGAUUCCCGGCCUUGGUGCUCCACCUAUUUCGUCGAAUGUCUCUCCAACUGGAAACCAGCCGCCGAUUUUUAAAGGACCUCUGGCCGUAAACGUUAUGUUCGGUGAAAAAUUCGAGAUCCAGCUCGACUGGACGGAUGAAACGCCAGAAUCCGUAACUGUCUCCAUUCCUCCAGAAGUAAAAGCCGGUACAGUGACGAGAACAGGCAAGUUUCACUACUCCGCGGCGCAUUCGCAGCCGUUGGAAAUGCUCAGCGAUCUCAACCGCGUCGUCUUCAUCCUCGACGACGGAGAGCAUACCACUGAGUUUACUCCUACUUGGAAUUACUGUGCCUGUCGCAACGGGGGACUGUGUAAUUAUGAUACGAAGGCGAACUUUGACAGUUUUUACAUGGCCAGUUGCAUCUGCGGCGACGCUUGGGGUGGCGAGUUUUGCACGGAGGACAAAGACGGCUGCGAAAACCCGAACCCAUCCUGCUUUCCUGGCGUUCGUUGCAUCGAUCAAGCAGCGCCGCUGAGUGGUCACAUGUGCGAUGAUUGUCCCCCUGGUCACUCUGGAAACGGCUUCAUCUGCGAACCUGACUCAGACGAGUCUCGUGAGCCGAUUUGCUACGACUUGCCUAAAAUCCCCCACGGCUCUUUUAUCAUCCCGAAUUCCUUGGUCGACUUUGUCGAUUCGGGCGAACAAGCGUUGGCGGAAGGAGAAACUCUCCGAUACGAAUGCGAGGAGGGAUAUGAAAUGAUGGGCUCUCGGGAUCUGAUUUGCAUGUCAGGCGGAAUUUUCUCAGAAGUGCCUCCAAUCUGCCGAGACAUCAACGAGUGCCAGCGUUCGCCCGCGCCCUGCCAUCCGACUGCGCAGUGUCGCAACUCUCCGGGCGGUUACGAGUGCGAAUGCGGCCGCGAUUGGAUAAAUGUCGAAAACACCAGCGCUUGUGAGCCGCUCGUCGGCUUCCUGAAGCUCGAUGAAAACAACGAGGACACAGCCUCUUGCACGCCUUCUAGCGCCAAUUCAGUCGACGUCUAUUGGUCGAUUACGAAAAGAUGGCAGUUUGACCCGGAAGUGAUCGACAAGUUCAUCAUCAGUUGGUUUCCUUACGAAACGGAAACAGAACAAGCUGACGAGCGAUUCAAACUAAUCGGCAUGGACCGUGGCUCGAUCACUGGAGGCAGCAUGGAGUACGAAGAUCUCAUGGCAGAAACGAGCCUGAGAAAGCCGGAUUUCGAAUACAUCGUUUUGGAUCAUUCCUACAACGCGUUCAUCAUCGACGGUCUUCAACCCGAUACAAACUACAAUAUCGGCGUCAAACUCGAAACCAAACAGGGUGCUCUUAUUGGCGAAAAAUUUUCUGCCGCGCUCAGACUCUCCCGGGCAUUGCUUCCCCUCCCCAAGCCGCUGUCGUUACAGAAGUACUGGGAACUAGCUUUGAAGUCAAGUUCCUCCCGCCAGCUAAGCCAAUGGGCUUUAUCGAAAACUACAUCGUUGAGUCGAAGCUAA